Molecule: messenger RNA, 2124 nt
Organism: Oncorhynchus keta (chum salmon)
Lineage: Eukaryota; Metazoa; Chordata; Actinopteri; Salmoniformes; Salmonidae
Product: tetraspanin-18
Exons: 9
Coding region: 388-1170 (260 amino acids)
Cellular component (GO): membrane
Source: RefSeq, a predicted model, not a curated record
UGCAGCGUGUGGUUCGUUCAGUGAGUUAGGAAAAAACUGUUUGCAUUCCAAUCUCUCUCUCGUCUGGAAGACAGCAUGACCAAAUUGGGGCUAUAGUUAUCUUCGGCUCUGGAAUUUAUUUGUUGAAGACUGACGUCUAAGGCUUGUUGUUAUUUUCUUGGACACAUCUCCUACUUGGCUAUUUUCUUCGAAUAUUUAUUUCGUUUUUUUCUGCUCUGAUUUUAGUGCAUAAUUCUAUUAUCUGACAUAUUUUGUGGAGAGAGCACCAGAAAGCUCGCGCAGAGGUGUUGGACUAAACUGCAGUUUUGAGCUAAAUGAAAACAGGAGAGGAGGGGAAACAGAGAAGUCAUCUGCUUCAUCUGAACAAAGACGCUGAAACAGAAACUCAUGGGGCUGGGAGAGGCUUCAGCGAGAGGGACAGCCAUGGACAGAGACUGUCUCAGCUGCAUCAAAUACCUCAUGUUUGUCUUCAACUUUCUCAUCUUCCUGGGAGGCUCCUUCCUCCUGGGUGUGGGUGUGUGGGUGCUGGUGGACCCUACAGGCUUCAAGGAGAUCGUAGCAGCCAACCCUCUGCUCUUCACAGGAGUCUACAUCAUCCUGGCCAUGGGGGGAAUGCUUUUCCUAUUGGGCUUCCUGGGCUGCUGUGGAGCCAUCCGGGAGAACAAGUGUCUGCUGAUGUUUUUCUUCAUGCUCAUCCUGGUCAUCUUCCUGGCGGAACUAGCUGCAGCCAUCCUGGCCUUCAUAUUCCGGGAGCAUCUGACAAGAGAGUACUUCACGAAGGAGCUGAAGAGGCACUACCAGGGCUACAAUAACACUGAUGUCUUCACUGGAACGUGGAACGCUAUCAUGAACACUUUUGACUGCUGUGGCGUGAACAGCCCGGUGGACUUUGAGGAGAGCCUGUUCAGACUGAUCAACCCUAAUGAGAUGGUCCCUGCAGCCUGCUGCAGGAGGGGUAGUCACCCCGGAGACUCAGCCUACAUCCCCCAGGAGGAGUGUCUGAUGGGGAACAUGCUGUUCAGAAACAACAAGGUGCUGGGCUGCUACUCAGCGGUGGUGGACUACUUUGAGCUGUACAUCUAUGUGGCUGGAGCGCUGGCCAUCGUGGUACUCACCAUUGAGCUGUUUGCCAUGGUCUUUGCCAUGUGUCUCUUCAGAGGUAUCCAGUAGGAUUAUCGCACCGUACACCGGACAGGAGGACUUUUUGGAGCUACAAAAGGGAAAUCAGGAGAAGGGAAAGAAAACAUGUACACUUGUAAAUGUAUUGUCCUCUUUUAUAUCUGCAAAAUGUAUUGAUUGGUUGGAAAACAAAACAAAACAACUCAGAAAACAAAAAACUUGUACUUCUCAGCUGGACCUUUGAGGUAUUUGGUGGCAAAAAAAAGAAAUGAUAGAAAGAGAAACAGACAAGAACGACAGGAAAACGUAUGUAAAGUGAAACAGAUGUUUCAUGGACCAGGUCUAACACGGACCGGGUGUAUAGUAGUGGAACGCGAAGAGGACCUGGGUGAAACCAGGCGUGGUGAAUAAGAGGACCCGGUUGAAGCCUGCCCUGCAGCAGAAGUAGCUUGAGACCCAGAUCUGUUUGUGCUGUCUUGCUAGCUAACUGGGACUCAGGCUAGAGCAGAAGACACUGCACUGACUUUUGGAUGAAGAAUAUUUAUAUUUACUGAGUAAAAAGUUGGCUUGACAAAAUAUAGAAAUAUGUGUUUUAUGUACACUUUAGCUGUUCCUUCCUAUUACCACUUCUCCCUCCCCCGAUCCCCCGCCCUUCAAUCUACUGAUACCACAAUUCCUCCAUCUUUCCCACUCCCUCCCUCCACAUACUAUUGUUAGAGCCUUACUUCUUGCUGUUAAAAGUCCCAUCUAUAGUGUGUGUGUGUGUGUGUGUGUGUGUGUGUGUGUGUGUGUGUGUGUGUGUGUCCUUGUAUGACCUUGCAUGUGUGCAUGUUGCCCCUUUUGACCAUUCGAGCUUGAAAGCCAACUUCUGAUAAAAUAUUGUAUUUGUAUUGUGAUGUUCAUUGCAAUUGUGGUUACAUGUGGCUUAGGUGAAAAUAAAUGUAUUUGUAUGCAUUUGUAUUAGAUUCUUGAAAAGACAAUGACAUUAAAAUGUUCUAAAUGUUG